Molecule: messenger RNA, 3494 nt
Organism: Penaeus chinensis
Lineage: Eukaryota; Metazoa; Arthropoda; Malacostraca; Decapoda; Penaeidae
Product: carbonic anhydrase-related protein 10-like
Exons: 10
Coding region: 155-1201 (348 amino acids)
Molecular function (GO): carbonate dehydratase activity; zinc ion binding
Source: RefSeq, a predicted model, not a curated record
CCCUUCAAAGCUUAAAGAAAGGAGAGAUUACCACAACCUUGCCGUAGCUCGCAGCCACGGAGCACAGUGCACAGAAUAGUCAUGUAACUAUAACCAGUGGCAUCUCCCUCGUCAACGCAAGCACGAAAAAAGAGUCUUAAGAACUUUGCUUGCCAUGCCCAAGUCCAGGAAGGCAUGGCAGGGACUGUCGGCCAGGGAGGGCUCAUGGCGUCUCCUGCAGUGGCUGAUCAUGCCCUGGUCGAUGGGCAUCCUGACCUCCCUCACGCUGCUCUUUGUCGUCACCGCCGCAGGCGGGUCUUCCAGCAGUCCCCCAGGAAUCAACUGGAGCCAGUGGUGGACGUACGACGGGAUCUCCGGCCCUCGCUUCUGGGGCGUCAUCAACCCGGCCUGGGGGAUGUGCCGCGAAGGGCGCCGUCAGUCCCCCAUCAACGUGGAUCCCAAGACGCUUCUCUUCGAUCCGAAUCUCACUCCAUUUACAUUGGAUAAGGUCACGGUGGCGGGCGAACUCAUCAACACAGGACACAGCGUGGAGUGGAGGGCCGCCCGCGAGUCCGUGAUGGUGAAUAUCACGGGCGGCCCCCUCAGCUACGUCUACACCGUCACCCACGCCCGCCUGCACUUCGGUGAGCGAGAUCAGCAGGGUUCUGAACACCUGCUGGACAACAGAGCCUUCCCUGCUGAGUUGCAGCUGUAUGGAUAUAACUCGCAGCUGUACAGAAACUUCAGCCAGGCUUCAGGGCAGGUCUAUGGAGUAGUGGGUAUUGCUCUGCUUGUUCAGCUUGGGGAGCGCAUGACGCCAGAGUUCAGAGUGCUCCUGGAGGGCGUAGACUCCAUCACGUACGGAGGAUCGUCAGUAGCAGCCGCGUCCCUGGUGGUGAGCGGCCUCCUGCCCUCGACGGAACACUAUCUCACCUACGAAGGUUCCCUCACCGAGCCCGCCUGCCACGAGACAGUCACCUGGAUUAUCCCCAACAAGCCCCUCUAUAUCAACGUCGCCAUGAUGAGGCAACUGCGGGCGCUGAGACAAGGGAACUCCACUUUAGCCAAUGCUCCCGUAGCUAAUAAUUUUCGACCCAUCCAGACAGCGCAUCACCGAACCAUACGGACCAAUAUUCACUUCACGCACGACAAGCAGGACGACCGCUGCAGAAUAACCAACCCAACCAUCGUCUACAAAGCUGGAUCUUGGCUGGGGUCAUGAUGACAAAGUUUUAUGACCCUUGGCUGCUAGAUGUUGUCGUCCAGCCUCGGCCAGAGCACCGUCCUCGUUCAGAUUUGUGCAACAGCAAAGUCAACUUCCACCAGAACCUUCGUCUACUCUUCCCCCAUGAUCUUAUCUCUGUCUCUCUCUCUCUCCCUUUUUAUCUUUUUUUUUUCUUUCUUUCUUUUAUGAAGGCGUCUGAUAUCUUCAUCCCGGCAACUGUCGGCCUUUUUAUCAGUCGGGUCGUGAUUCAAAGCCUCCCCCUGUCUCUGUCUCUAUCUCUUUCUUCUUCUCCUUCCCUUUAUCUUCUUCUGUCACAGUCCCUUUAUCUUUGCUACCUUGUCUUUCCUCUUUCAUUGUCGAACAAAAGGAGAAAAGGGAGUUGUUUCUUUUAUCAAGAGUAAAGAAGUCGAAGUUUUUUUGUUUUUUUCAACUUCAUUGGAACUAGUUUUUCGUUCGUCGAUUUUUAGUGUUGUCAUCUUAUAGUUUAUAAAUCUAAAAUCUAGUUCAACAGCGAGUGUCCUUGUCUAACCCAUCUCGGAUAAGAGUCGAAUGUUCAUAUUCUCCUCACUCCUCACUUACAAAACGCAAAAAUAAGAUUCCAUCAAAACGACCACCUUUUUUUCUCGUACUGAGGAGGGAGUGCGCAGCUCCUCACUUUUACGCCCCUCCAAAGUUGAGAACCUGCGAACAAUGUCCCUAUUUACCACUUCUUAGACAAAAGUUCUUUCUCGAGGACGAAACAUACAACAUCCACUCUCUGCCACCCACUCUCGUACUCACUUCCCGCCCUCCCGUCAUGUACUCACACACACUUCCCAGAUACUUCAAGGAUAAUAACACCUCGACGCCAUGUUGAGUAGAUCUGUCAUCUCCCAGGCACACUACACUCUGUCCCCUUCGCUGCUCUCCCAUUUACCUCUGUCCAUGAUCUCCGCUUAGUUAUAUUUCCUGUGUAAUAUUGUGUAUUUCUUCUCCAUCAUUUGUAGAAGCGUUACUGAAACAAGAAAACGAAUAUAUAUAGCAUCUAGGAGAAAUAAAGACACACUCACACCGGGCACCAGCCGAGAAUCCUAUCUUCCACACGGUGAUGAUAACAAAUAAGUGAGUAAAUGAAAACCAUUUGGAUCAUUCAGACAGGGCUUCUUCCUUGUUAUACGAAUGAGCAUUUUCAAGAGAAUAAUAAGCUGCUGUGUCCCUUGUUAAUACGAGGGAAGUGGAUGUAAAUAGUUUUGUAUUAAGACUGUAGGAUCCGUGCCUCAUUGAUAGGGAACGAUCACUUAGUCCCGCUGGUCUAGACGGCAAAGUGGCUUCGCUGUGGUGCGGAAGAAAUGCGGAAGAGGAAGGAGGUGGAGGUAAGCGAUGCAUACAAAAUAGAUACAGAAGAGUGGGUUUAUAUGAGAGAGAGAGAGAGAGAGAGAGAGAGAGAGAGAGAGAGAGAGAGAGAGAGAGAGAGAGAGAGAGAGAGAGAGAGAGAGAGAGAGAGUGAGAGAGCCAUAUCCUCUUUUUUGAUACGAACCGUCCUAACAAAUCCCUUGAAAUGGAAGAAGAUGAAAAUGAAGAAAUAAAACACAAUACUGAAAAAAAAAAAAAACAGCUGCAAACAUUUCCGUGUGAAAUUAGCCUCCCCCUCUUAGACGGAAACUCAAAUCGAGAUCCGAAAAGAAGUCAAUUGAGUUCAAUUAAAAGCAAUUACUAAGCGAGGACUCCCCCCCCCCCCCCCCGAACACGCGCGCGCACCGCCUCUCUUCGCAACCACCACGCCGAAGCCCAUGCCAGCAGAGAGGACUGUGAGAGGAGGAAGUGGACGACGGUUGACCCCCCCCCCCCCCCCAUUCCACCCAUCCACCCAUCUCCCUUCCACCCAAAUAUCUCUUCAUCAUUCCACCUCCUGAGCGGGGUCGAAGCAAUGACGUGGGUGAGAAUGAAUACCUUUACAAAGCAAUAGAUAUGAUUUCGAUGUGUUCGGAUGUUACUUAACACGUGAAAUGCUGUGUUUAAGUUUCUCAUUCAUAUUUUUUUUUUCUCUUCUUUUGUCAUAAAACUCUUCGUUCAACCUCCAGGGCCCCAACCUCCGCCCACCCCCCCUCCUCCUCUCGCGCGUCCGCCAACAUACCCAUAUCAUACAACAUAUCUGAGAAGUUUUUAUGAUUAUUAUUUUGUAAAAGUACAUCUUUAGACGCCUGUAGUGGCGGCGUCGUAAUCAGCUGUGUCGCUCGAGGCUCCUGGUGGGUCCCCCCCCCCCCCCCUGACCUUCACUCUGGCCCGGCCGCGUGUCUGUCUGUAAAUGGAA